AUGGACCACGCGGCAAUCCCACCAAGUAAAGGGUAUGGAGCACGCCACACAUUCACAAUCCUUUCCUUUAUUGGGUACUUCCAUCUUUACGCCUUGCGGUUUAACAUCAGUAUUGCAAUAGUAGCCAUGGUUAACCACACCGACACCUUUUCCAACACAAAUGUUACCGAGGUUUCCGAAUGUCCAGAUCCUGGAAUCAACAAGACAACAAAGAUUUCGGACCAGGCUACCUAUGAUUGGGAUGAAGCAACCCAGGGGCUCAUAUUGAGCUCAUUCUUCUAUGGAUAUGCUUUUACACAAAUACCAGGAGGGUUCCUCGCCGAGAAGAUAGGAGGAAAGAGGCUGUUUGGGUAUGGUAUUCUCGUCACCGCCCUUCUUAGUCUUCUCACUCCUCUGUCUGCUAAUGCUGGACCUUGGGCAGUGGUCAUAGUGCGUGGCAUGAUGGGACUUGCAGAGGGUGUAACCAUACCCGCCCUCUCGGCUAUGCAAGGGAAAUGGCUCCCAAGGUUGGAGAGGACGCUACUCUCAAACGUAGCUAAUGCAGGUGCUCACUUCGGUAACGUGAUCUGUUUGCCUAUAGCCGGAUAUCUUAGCUAUUCUAAUGUAUUUGGUGGAUGGCCCUCCGGAUUUUAUAUAUUUGGCGGAGCUGCUAUCAUAUGGUGUUUCUUUUGGCAUUUUUUGAUAUUUGAAUCCCCCGCACAGCACACACGUAUUGCUCCAGACGAGAAGCAAUACAUCGAAAGCACGACGGGAGUCCGACAUCUAAAGAGUUACCCGACGCCAUGGAGGGCGAUACUGACGUCAUCAGCUAUGUGGGCCAUCAUUCUGACAGCUUUCCUGCAGACCUGGGGUAUUUACGUCACCCAUACAACGUUGCCUAGAUACAUGCACAACAUACAAAAGUUUGAUAUCGCACAGGAUGGUCUCCUGAUGGCGCUACCAAAUUUGUUCAACAUAUUCGCAAGUGUCGUGGGAAGCUGGUUUGCAGACUUCUUGCUGAAGAAACAAUGGUUGUCAACUGUGGCCGUACGAAAAAUACUGAAUACCCUAGGGUUACUUCCGGCUGCUCUAUGUUUGCCAUUUAUCUCCCUUGCUGGAUGUGACCAUGUUGCUGUUGUCGCGCUCAUUGUCUUUGGAAACGGAAUGUUGGGAGUUUGUGGUUCUGGGAUUUGGGUGAAUAUCCUUGAUAUUGGCAAUAACUUUUCUGGAUUAACCAUGGGUCUGGCCAACUUCUCCGCAAACUUAUCAGGAGUUAUCUCCCCAUACUUUGUUGGCCUCAUGACGAAUAAUAACGAAACCAUGCACCAGUGGAAUUUGAUUUUCUAUGUUUCUAUGGCCUUCUACCUGCUAGGAAUACUCAUCUUUGUCUUGUUUGCCAAAGGAUCAGAACAACCUUGGAAUCGUUUGCCGCAUGAGGAAACAGACACCGGGGACCAGACCUAUGGUGAUGGAGCCUCUUCAGACGAAAAAAGAAGUCAACCUCCUUGUUACAAAACACUAACGGAAAAUAUGUGA
Molecule: messenger RNA, 1515 nt
Organism: Ylistrum balloti
Lineage: Eukaryota; Metazoa; Mollusca; Bivalvia; Pectinida; Pectinidae
Product: sialin-like
Exons: 11
Coding region: 1-1515 (504 amino acids)
Biological process (GO): transmembrane transport; monoatomic anion transport
Molecular function (GO): transmembrane transporter activity
Source: RefSeq, a predicted model, not a curated record